This is a messenger RNA of Salvia miltiorrhiza (redroot sage), 1912 nucleotides long. RefSeq names its product 70 kDa peptidyl-prolyl isomerase-like. Gene Ontology annotation, molecular function: peptidyl-prolyl cis-trans isomerase activity; protein binding. The transcript is spliced from 12 exons. Lineage: Eukaryota; Viridiplantae; Streptophyta; Magnoliopsida; Lamiales; Lamiaceae. Bases 240 to 1778 code for a protein of 512 amino acids. The record is from RefSeq and is a predicted model, not a curated record.
AGUACAUAUCACCAUUUUUUGUUUCGAUUAAUCGAAUUUUUCGGUUCGGUAAAUUCAGUUAACCGAAACCGAACCGCUUCCCACUUUAGUUAGUUAUUUUUCACAGAGAAAAAUCUUCAACUGAAAGACAAUUUAAGGAGGGAAACUAACGACUUAUCCUCAACUGAAAUGCAAUACAGACACACACCCUUAUCUCUCCUCCCUUUCUCUCACUAGAAAAACUCCAUUUCGAAACUGAAAUGGAGAAGGAAGCGGCGAUUUCCUGCCACAAACCAAUCUCAAUUUUGCCCGAGACCAAUCUUCAGCUACGCAAACAAAUUAUCCAAAAAGGGAUUUCAUGGCAAACUCCAAUCCCAGGUGAUGAAGUUGAAGUUCAUUACCAUGUGAGAUUGCAAGAAGGGGGCUACUUGGAUUCGAGUUGGGAGAGAGGGAGGCCUUUUAAGUUCAGAUUAGGACAGUGUGAGGUGAUAAAGGGAUGGGAUGAAGGGAUUGGGACAAUGAGAAAGGGAGAGAGAGCUGUCUUCACAAUCCCGCCAGUUUUGGCCUAUGGUGAGGCUGGCUCUCCUCCUUUUGUCCCUCCAAAUUCGACUCUAGUUUUCGACGUGGAGUUGAUCUCUUGGUGCCCUAUUAGGGAUGUUUGUGGUGAUGGAGGUGUUAUGAAGAAGAUUGUGAGGGAAGGAGAGGGGUGGGCCACUCCAAAUGAAGCUGAUGAAGUGUUUGUUAAGUAUGUAGCAAAAGAUGAGAAUGGGAUAGUUGUCUCCAAAUGUCAUGAAGGGUUGGAGUUCUCUUUGACAAAUGGCCAUCUUUGCCCUGCAAUGAGUAAAGCUGUGAGGACUAUGAGGAAGGGAGAAAAAGCUGAGCUAUCUGUGAAGUUUUCUUAUGGCCUAAUUCAGAGUUCAAGAAAUGAUGAAAUGCCACCACCCCAUCAAAAUCUGAUCAUCUAUCUUGAGCUGGUGUCAUGGAAUGCUGUCAUUGAUGUCAAAGGAGAUGACAGCACGGUCCUAAAGAAGAUCACGAAGCAGGGCGAGGGAUUUGAUCGUGCCAGUGAAGGAUCCCUUGCAAGAGUGGUUUGCCUCAAGAAACUUGAAGAUGGCACGGUUGUGGAUAGGCGUGGAUCAGAAGACGAGCCUCUCGAGUAUGUGUGUGGAGAAGAAGAGGAAAUCGAUGAAGGUUUGGACAGAGCUGUAAUGACGAUGAGGAAAGGAGAAGAAGCUGUAGUGAAGAUCAAAUCUGCAGAAGCUUCAUUUCAUUAUCAAAUCAAACUCAUUGACUUCAUUAAGGAGAAGCCCUUUUGGAAAAUGGAUGCUCAAGAAAGAAUAGCAAUGUGCAAAUUAAAGAAGCAAGAAGGAAACACACUCUUCAAAAAAGGGAAAUUCCAACUUGCCUCAAACAAGUAUAACAAGGCCUUAAAUUACGUCGAAUACAACCAUUCCUUCAGCCAUCAAGACAAGGUUGAGGGAAACUCUUUGAGAGCGUCGUGCUUUUUAAACAACGCAGCAUGCAAGCUGAAGCUAGGAGAGUAUGAAUAUGCAUCAAGACUUUGCACCAAGGUUCUUGAGCUUGAUUCGUGCAACGUUAAGGCUUUGUUCAGACGAUCCCAGGCAUAUAUAAGAACAUGUGAUCUAGACAAAGCUGAAGAUGAUAUUAACAGAGCUCUGUCCAUUGAUCCCCACAAUAGAGAUGUGAAGAUGAAAUACAAGGAGGUGAAAGAAAAACGAAGGGAAUAUGUUAAACAUGAAGCCAAGAUUUUCAGCUCCAUGAUAUCAAGGAUAAGUUGAGUUGUUUGAUUUAAUGCUAAAGAGUAAUAAGUAUUACUCCCUCCGUCCCAUCUACCUUGAGAUAGUUUUUAUUUUGGGCGUCCCACCUAUUUUGAGACAUUUCCUUAUUUAGCAAAAGUUUUACCCUUUAUUCA